Messenger RNA from Aspergillus fijiensis CBS 313.89, 1345 nucleotides. Its product is annotated as SDR family NAD(P)-dependent oxidoreductase. Lineage: Eukaryota; Fungi; Ascomycota; Eurotiomycetes; Eurotiales; Aspergillaceae. The transcript is spliced from 4 exons. The coding region runs from base 248 to 1345 and encodes 365 amino acids. Gene Ontology annotation, molecular function: oxidoreductase activity, acting on the CH-OH group of donors, NAD or NADP as acceptor. The record is from RefSeq and is a predicted model, not a curated record.
CGGGAAUGGAACUCUUUCAAUUGCGCGGAAAUUGCCGUAUACUUCGUGUCUCUGGAUGGACUUUCUUUCAAUACACACGAUUGAUUUGCUCCAUGGUACUAUCUGACCUGCAUUGAGCUAUAUCUAAUCCAAUCCCGAAGUCUAUCGCUGUACCCAACUAUACCUCAGCCAUCAAGCUUCAGUAGCAUUCGCAGCCUUGGGCAAUCGAACCAGGAUCAAGGGAACUGGGUAGAGACCGAGAAGAACCAUGUAUCCAAAGCACACACUGCGCCUCAGCGCAUCAUCCCGCCAACUCUUCCGCUCUGCAUCAUCACCACAGCCCAGAACUUCCCCUCUCCACCCCAUCACCACCCCUCCACAACCCUCCCCACAGCCCCGAGCCUACAGCACAACCCCCUACUACCCCCCCUCCAACCGCCUCAAAGGCCGCUCCUGCAUGAUCACAGGCGGAACCUCCGGAAUCGGCUACGCCAUCGCCGCCCGCUUCCUCCAAGAAGGCAUCGACCAGGUGAUCCUUGUCGGCCGGUCCCCCGCGCGUCUCGUCAGCGCAGCAACAACGCUCUCCUCCAGCUCCAGCACUGCGGAGCCCACAUCCCAACCCCAAAGCUCAUCCUCCCCCGAAACACCACAGCAACACACCCUCCUCCCCUUCUCCCCAACCAUCAGCCUCCUCGUCGGCGACAUCGCCGACGCAGCGAGCUGGAGUCGCGAGCUCGAGAAAGUCAUGCAAACCACCAACCCCACGCACCUCAUAAACGCAGCCGGCCUCUCCAUCUCCCGCGUCCUCCCCAAAUCCUCCCCGGAGGACAUCGCCCGCAUCCUCGACACGAACCUGCAAGGCGCGAUCCUGACCACGCGGGCGUUCCUGCGCGCCGCCAUGCGGAAUCAUGUGCGCGCGAAACGGUCCCCGUCGGCUGCUGCUUCGGCUUCGACUGUUAUCGGAAAUGGGGACGGGGAUGGUGAGAGUACUGGGGCGGACCAGCCACCCCCCUCAAAAUCCAUCAUCAACAUCGCCUCGUUGCUGGCGCGUAAAGGCGGCACGGGGGCGGUGACGUACGCUGCGUCCAAGGCCGGGAUCCUGGGGUUGACGCGCUCCGUGGCGGUGGAGGCCGGGACGGCGCUGCGCGAGGUGCGGGUGCGGUCGAAUGCCAUUGUGCCGGGGUAUGUGGAGACGCCGAUGAUUGAGGAUUUCAGCGAGGGGGAAACCACCCGCCUCAAACAGAGUAUCCCGCUGGGUCGGUUUGGGCUGCCGCACGAGGUCGCCGAUGCGGCGGUGUUUCUGGCGCUGAAUGAGUACGCCAAUAACUGUGUCUUGAAUUUGGAUGGGGGGUUGAGUGCUGUUUAA